AUGGAGCGACCUUCGAAGAAAGAAGCAGCCUCAGAGGCUUCCCCGGAGACAAGAAAGAAGAGCAUUGUCUUCUUUCAUCCUGACCUCGGUAUCGGCGGAGCUGAACGACUGGUCGUAGACGCAGCGUUCGGGCUUCAAAAUCUGGGACACAAAGUCACCAUCUUUACCUCCUACCGCGAUCCUGGUCACUGCUUUGACGAAGCUCGAGACGGUACUCUCGAUGUCCGCGUCAGGGGCAACAAUGUCUUCCCAGCCACCAUCUUGGGGCGCUUCAAGAUCCUUUGCUCCAUUCUUCGCCAGCUACAUCUCCUCACCACCAUCACGUGGACCGGCGAACUGGCGACGUUGAGCCCGAGUGUGUUCUUCCUGGAUCAGCUGUCUGCCGGCAUACCCUUUCUUCGCUGGUACUGGGAAGAUGUACGGAUCCUAUUCUAUUGCCACUUUCCAGAUCUACUCCUGGUACAAAACAGGACCGCUUGGCAUAGGCGGAUUUGGCGGGUUGGCUUUGACUGGCUUGAGAGUUGGAGCAUACGAGGGGCAGACAGGGUCAUCGUGAAUAGCGCCUUCACGAAAGGUGUAGUGGAGCAAAUCUGGCCCGGGCUAGGGGGUGAAAGCGGCAUUGGUGUCGUUUACCCAUGCGUCAACACGGAAUCCAUGUCGAAGGCCAAUGGGAAUGCGCCAGAGGAGAAAGGAAGCCAAGAGAUGUGGAAGGGAAAGAAGGUUCUACUAAGCAUCAAUCGCUUUGAGAGGAAGAAAGAUGUCGCUUUGGCCAUCAAAGCUUUUGGUGGUCUAACCGCAAAAGAGAGGGAAAGUGCUCGACUUGUGAUCGCUGGCGGGUAUGAUCUGCGAGUGCAAGAGAAUGUUGCAUAUCACAAGGAGCUCGAGUCCCUAUCGGACGCCCUGACACUCAAAUCUGCUACUGCAAAGAAUAUAGUCUCUGCCCAAGCGAUUCCCAAUGACAUCGAGGUCCUUUUCCUCCUGUCAGUACCCGAUCAAUUGAAAACAUCAUUGCUCAGGGUAGCCAAAAUCCUGAUCUACACUCCGUCAAACGAACAUUUUGGCAUUGUGCCUUUAGAGGCCAUGUUAGCCGGAGUGCCAGUCCUUGCAGCGAAUUCUGGUGGUCCUUUGGAGACUGUGGUCGACGUCGAGACAGGCUGGCUACGACCUAAAGAUAACGUGAGUGCGUGGGAAGAAGUCCUGAGAGAUGUGCUGUCGCCGGAACGCGACCAGAACCUGGCUCAACUGGGUAAGAAUGGAAAAAGGCGAGUAGAAACAGAGUUCUCUGAAGACCGGAUGGCCCGUCACUUUGAAGAGGAGCUGGAUGCGACUAUGAAAGGUCCUCACCCGCAGGCAACAGAGCUCGGCGAUGUCGCGACAGCAUUGGUGCUGUAUUUGACCGUCAUAGGUACGAUCGCUUUCGUUAUCCGUGAAGGGCUCAAGCCUCAAAUCAGUGGCACUACGAAUAAAGCUACCGACUAUGCUUUAGGUGCCGGCAUCAUCAGUACAGCUCUGGCUGGCGCUGCCGUAAUCACGUGGAAAUUGAUGCAGAAUGAAUCUGCAUUCUCCUGA
Bacidia gigantensis is the source of this 1569-nucleotide messenger RNA. RefSeq lists its product as uncharacterized. The transcript has a single exon. The record is from RefSeq and is a predicted model, not a curated record. Gene Ontology annotation, molecular function: alpha-1,3-mannosyltransferase activity; GDP-Man:Man(1)GlcNAc(2)-PP-Dol alpha-1,3-mannosyltransferase activity. NCBI's taxonomy places the organism in Eukaryota, Fungi, Ascomycota, Lecanoromycetes, Lecanorales, Ramalinaceae. The coding region runs from base 1 to 1569 and encodes 522 amino acids.